AAACUGCGGUUUUAUCGUGCUAGAUUUCCGUGACUUUGAUUGAAUAACAGCAAACCCAAAAAAUUUCCAGACGAUUGAGCACUUAAAUGCUAAAAACCAAAUAAAUUAAUUAAACUUCGCGGUGGCGCUUGAAACUAAAGUUAUUUUUAAAUGUAUGAGGGGGACUAUAUAUUUGACUUUUUAGUAUUUGUGAUUCACAUUCCUGUUUUAAAAGGUGUGAAUGAAAAAACUCGGAACUGUCGUGAAAUUUUACGCAAACUUUUUGGGAUUUUUUAUUUAAUUUUCGUGCUUUUGUUUUGUGUGUCUUUCUAAACAAAAUUGAAAAAGCAUAACAAUUGUCCAAAUGAUAAAAGCGACAUUUGGCGAGUUAUAAAUUCAGUCAAAAGCUGAGCUGAAGACAAUCAAAAAUUGAAGAGCCCGAAAGCGGAACUCAACAGUGUGCUAAAAAUUAAAAUUAUUUAUUAAUAAAAAUGAAUUAUUCGCGCUUGCUUACCAUGAACAACUUUAUCUUCAUCUUAAUCCUCACGAAAGUCAGUCACAGUUUCGCUCAAUCGUUUUAUGAUUUCGAUAGUUUCGAUAAUGGCAAUCACGUGCUGGAUAGACAUUUACCUGCUGGUUAUUAUUACAUAAGUGAUGGUCGUAUCACACCCGUAAGCAGUAGUGACAUACGACGUAAAGAUGUUGCCUCAACUUAUGGUGAUUACGUCUACUACGCGCCAGUCGUGCGCGUCAAACAUCAAAAGACAAAGAAGAAGUUAUUUGUACCAAAUUUAUUUGGUUAAAUAAAUGAGAAGUGAAAUGCGUUAUGCUGAGACUACAGACUGAUCUCUCAAAACUGUUAUACAAUUCAAUGUAAUAUAUUAUAUUUAUGCAAUCUAUUUUAUGGUAAAUCUAUAUUAUGGUAAAUAUACUCGUGAGUUAAA
This is a messenger RNA of Zeugodacus cucurbitae (melon fly), 923 nucleotides long. RefSeq lists its product as uncharacterized. Bases 471 to 782 code for a protein of 103 amino acids. Lineage: Eukaryota; Metazoa; Arthropoda; Insecta; Diptera; Tephritidae. The record is from RefSeq and is a predicted model, not a curated record. The transcript is spliced from 2 exons.